This is a messenger RNA of Coprinopsis cinerea okayama7#130, 1566 nucleotides long. Its product is annotated as cytochrome P450. The transcript is spliced from 11 exons. Gene Ontology annotation, molecular function: monooxygenase activity; iron ion binding; oxidoreductase activity, acting on paired donors, with incorporation or reduction of molecular oxygen. Lineage: Eukaryota; Fungi; Basidiomycota; Agaricomycetes; Agaricales; Psathyrellaceae. The record is from RefSeq and is a predicted model, not a curated record. Bases 1 to 1566 code for a protein of 521 amino acids.
AUGGCUAUCAGCCUCUCGGCGCUAUCCUCUGCUCUUCCGUUUAGUCUCAUGGGCACCCGCAUAUCGUUGCUCGACAUUUCUGCAGCCUCAUUGCUUCUCUAUUGUCUGAUCAGACUUUUGGCGAGUCGUCGACCUCCCGCACCCUUUCCGCCUGGACCCAGGCGUUUGCCCUUACUAGGAAACAUCCUCGACAUGCCCUCCAGUCAAGAGUGGUUGACUUUUACUGAGUGGGGUCAAAAAUGGGGAGACAUUACCUCUAUUUCAAUUUUCGGUCAAGAGAUAGUCAUUCUGAACUCCAUGAAAGCAGCUGUCGAAAUGCUGGACAAGAAAAGCUUAAAUUACUCGGAUCGCCCUGUCAUGGAAAUGGGAGGUGAACUCGUGGGUUGGAAGAACGCUCUGGUCCUCACUCCGUACGGAGAUCGUUUUCGAAGGUUCCGAAAGAUGUUCCAUCAGCUCAUUGGUACCCAUGCUUCGAUGGCCCACUUCCACUCCGUCGAGGAGGAGGAAACACAAGAAUUUCUCAGGGCCUUAUUGAGGGACCCAAGCAAUUUCGUUCAACACAUUCGGCAGACGGCAGGCGCGAUAAUUCUCAGGAUAUCCCAUGGAUACAGAGUUAAGCCAAACAACGAUCCGCUUGUGGCCGUUGCAGACGAGGCCAUGCAUCAGUUCGCUCUAGCGACAGCGCCAGGCGGGUUCCUUGUCAAUCUUAUCCCUCCCCUGAAGCACCUUCCCGACUGGUUCCCGGGAGCAGGUUUCAAACAGACGGCUAAGGAAUGGCGAGCAACGAUUAAUCGCAUGGCGGAUGAACCGUAUCGCUACGUUAAGGAACAAAUUGCGGCCGGCAGUGCCGAACCUUCGUUUACAUCCAAGUUUCUUGAGGAGCCCAAUCUAUCAGAAGACAGAGAAUACGAUAUCAAAUGGUCUUCUGCUUCGUUAUAUUCUGGAGGAGCGGACACGACCGUGUCCUCCAUACACGCACUGUUUUUGGCCCUCUGCCUUUUCCCAGAAGUUCAUAAGAAGGCGCAGGUCGAAAUAGAUGCUGUGGUUGGAAACGAUCGACUUCCGACAUUUGAAGAUCGACAGAACUUGCCAUAUAUAAACGCACUCGUUUCUGAAGUCCUGCGAUGGCAUGCCGUCACUCCCACAAGUGUUCCCCAUAGAGUUUUGGAAGACGAUAUUCACAACGGCUACUUCAUCCCCAAAGGCUCAUUGGUAAUCGCCAACGUCUGGAACAUGUUACACGACCCUAGAGUUUACCACAACCCCAUGGACUUCAAGCCAGAAAGAUUCCUAGGCCCUACUCCCGAGCCCGACCCACGUAACGCUUGCUUUGGCUUUGGAAGGAGGAUAUGCCCAGGUCGAAUUCUUGCCGAUGCAUCUGUAUACAUAUCUGUUGCAAUGCUUAUUGCUACAUUCAAUGUAUCGAAAGCUGUGAAGAAUGGCGAGGUCGUGGAGCCUCCUCUUGGCCAGACAAGUGGGACCGUCAGUCACCCCUUGGCUUUCGAAUGCACGAUCAAGCCACGGAGCCAGAAAGCGAUAGAUCUCAUCGUCGACGCAGACGACUGA